Messenger RNA from Dioscorea cayenensis subsp. rotundata (Guinea yam), 811 nucleotides. RefSeq names its product cyanate hydratase. Lineage: Eukaryota; Viridiplantae; Streptophyta; Magnoliopsida; Dioscoreales; Dioscoreaceae. The transcript has 4 exons. The coding region runs from base 51 to 560 and encodes 169 amino acids. The record is from RefSeq and is a predicted model, not a curated record. Gene Ontology annotation, molecular function: DNA binding; cyanate hydratase activity.
AGAACUCGGAGAGAGAGAGAGAGAGAGAGAGAGAGAGAGAGCGAGCAACGAUGGAGGGAUUGGGUGGGGAUGGAGCUCAGAAGGCGGCGGUGAUCUCGCGGCUAAUGGCGGCGAAGAGGCUAUCGGGGAAGACGCACAGCCAGAUCGCAGCGGAGACGGGCCUCACGAACGUCUACGUUGCUCAGCUCCUACGCCGCCAGGCGCAGCUCAAGCCUGGGCCGACCACCGCCGCCCUCCGUGCCGCCCUUCCAGCGCUUGACGACGACCUUGUCGCUGAGAUGAUGGCCCCUCCCUUUCGUUCCUUCCGCCCUGAUCUCAUCCAGGAACCUGCCGUAUAUAGAUUGAAUGAGGCUGUCAUGCAUUUUGGAGAGAGCAUCAAAGAGAUUAUCAACGAGGAUUUUGGUGAUGGCAUAAUGUCAGCUAUAGAUUUUUACUGCUCUGUCGACAAGAUUCAAGGUGUUGACGGCAAGGACCGUGUAGUUGUUACAUUUGAUGGGAAGUACUUGCCCCAUAGUGAGCAGAAAACUGACCAUAUGGUUUCAAGGUUGAAUCGGCAAUAGGAUUUUCUCCGACUGCUGGACAUCGAAAAACUUGUACUCGGCGAUGAUGCGUCACGAUGGGAAGAUUGUAUCAAUAAGAAUUAUUAUUAUUAUCAAUUGUAUCAAGAUAUAUAUAUGAAAAAACCGAUCACAUUGUUAAGGCUUGUUGUGCUGCUUUUGCUCUUCUUUGCAAUAAGUUAAGCUCAAUGUUGAACUGAUUUGUGUGUGUUCUAUACCUUUUUGGAUUUAUGGCAGCUUGAGAUUUAAUUGUA